This is a messenger RNA of Cornus florida, 877 nucleotides long. RefSeq names its product late embryogenesis abundant protein At1g64065-like. The coding region runs from base 138 to 719 and encodes 193 amino acids. The transcript has a single exon. NCBI's taxonomy places the organism in Eukaryota, Viridiplantae, Streptophyta, Magnoliopsida, Cornales, Cornaceae. The record is from RefSeq and is a predicted model, not a curated record.
ACAUACAUAUACAUAUAUUCACAAGAUACCAGGAAGAAAAUUCCUAGACACCCUUUUGAGUUGUGUGACACACUCCCUCCAACUCUCUCUCUCUCUCUCUGUCUCUGAUCUCUCUCUACUCAUAUACACCAAAAGCAAUGGAGGAAGAGAGUCAUGUUUAUCCAUUGGCACCAGCACGACUCCAUCAGAGGAGUACUGACGAAGAGUUCGCCGCCACAAAACCUGAUCUUGAUCUCCACAAGCAGAAAAGAAGCAGUAAGUGUUUCGUGUACGUCCUGGUGGCCAUUGUGCUGCACAGCAUAGCACUAUUGGUUUUCGGAAUAGCCGUAUUGCGAAUCAAUUCCCCAAAAGCUAACCUGAGCUCUGUUUCAAUCAAAACCCUUACAUAUGUCACCGGACAAUCACCUUCUUUCAACCCCACAAUGACCUGUGUGAUGAGAGUGAAGAAUGAAAACUUUGGUAGCUUCAAACUCGAGAACAGCUUUAAGGUCAUUGUUUUGUACGGAAAUGUGACCGUUGGUGACAUGAAAAUCGAUAGGAGGAGUGUUAGGGGUAGAAAGACAGAGCAUGUGAAUGUUACUGUGCAAGUGAGGUCUAGUAGGGAAUUAUUGGGUGAUGAGAGUUUUAGGAGUGAUAUGAAUUCUGGGUUGUUGAACCUGAUAAGCUAUGCCAAGUUGAGAGGUGAAGUGCAUGUGAUGAAUUUCAUCAAGAGCCCGUAGAACUGUGGAAAUGAAUUGCAGUAUGAGUCUUGAUUUCACGAACAGAGCAAUUCAGGAUUUGCUGUGCAUGUGAUUUUUUAAAUUUUUAUUGGAAAUUCAUAUAUUGAGUUGCUUGUAAUAUUGAUUUUUGUAUGAAAUAGUGAGAUUAUUUACGUUAA